This is a messenger RNA of Rattus rattus (black rat), 2368 nucleotides long. RefSeq names its product pannexin 2 (gene Panx2). NCBI's taxonomy places the organism in Eukaryota, Metazoa, Chordata, Mammalia, Rodentia, Muridae. The transcript is spliced from 5 exons. Gene Ontology annotation, molecular function: channel activity. The coding region runs from base 19 to 2169 and encodes 716 amino acids. Gene Ontology annotation, biological process: monoatomic cation transport; positive regulation of interleukin-1 production. The record is from RefSeq and is a predicted model, not a curated record.
GCCGCGCCCCCGCCCCCCAUGCACCACCUCCUGGAGCAGUCGGCGGACAUGGCGACCGCGCUGCUGGCGGGCGAGAAGCUGAGGGAGCUGAUCCUGCCUGGCUCGCAGGACGACAAGGCGGGUGCGCUGGCCGCGCUGCUGCUGCAGCUCAAGCUGGAACUGCCGUUCGACCGCGUGGUCACCAUCGGCACCGUGCUGGUACCCAUCCUGCUGGUCACCCUGGUCUUCACCAAGAACUUCGCAGAGGAACCAAUUUACUGUUAUACUCCGCACAACUUCACCCGUGACCAGGCGCUGUACGCCCGUGGCUACUGCUGGACAGAGCUGCGGGAUGCCCUGCCCGGCGUGGAUGCCAGCCUGUGGCCAUCGCUGUUUGAGCACAAGUUCCUGCCCUACGCACUGCUGGCCUUUGCCGCCAUCAUGUAUGUGCCCGCACUGGGCUGGGAGUUCCUGGCCUCCACGCGCCUCACCUCCGAGCUCAACUUCCUGCUUCAGGAGAUCGACAACUGCUACCACCGAGCCGCCGAAGGUCGCGCCCCCAAGAUUGAGAAGCAGAUCCAGUCCAAGGGGCCAGGCAUCACGGAGCGCGAGAAGAGGGAAAUCAUUGAGAACGCUGAGAAGGAGAAGAGCCCUGAGCAGAAUUUGUUUGAGAAGUACCUGGAGCGCCGGGGCCGCAGCAACUUCUUGGCCAAGCUGUACUUGGCGCGGCACGUACUGAUCCUGCUACUCAGUGUGGUGCCCAUCUCUUACCUAUGCACAUACUACGCCACCCAGAAGCAGAACGAGUUCACCUGCGCCCUGGGCGCCUCGCCUGACGGGCCGGUGGGUAGCGCCGGGCCCACGGUGCGCGUCAGCUGUAAGCUGCCCUCCGUGCAGCUGCAGCGGAUCAUUGCGGGCGUGGACAUCGUAUUGCUCUGUUUCAUGAACCUCAUCAUCCUGGUCAACCUCAUCCACCUCUUCAUCUUCCGCAAGAGCAACUUCAUUUUUGACAAGCUGCACAAGGUGGGUAUCAAGACGCGCCGGCAGUGGCGCCGCUCGCAGUUCUGCGACAUCAACAUCCUGGCCAUGUUCUGUAACGAGAACCGUGACCACAUCAAGUCGCUUAACCGGCUGGACUUCAUCACCAACGAGAGCGACCUCAUGUACGACAACGUGGUGCGGCAGCUUCUGGCUGCCUUGGCUCAGUCUAACCACGACACCACGCCCACGGUUCGGGACUCAGGCAUCCAGACCGUGGACCCCAGCAUCAAUCCCGCAGAGCCUGAGGGCUCUGCUGAGCCACCCGUGGUCAAGCGGCCCCGUAAGAAAAUGAAGUGGAUCCCCACCAGCAACCCGCUGCCACAGCCCUUCAAGGAGCAGCUGGCCAUUAUGCGCGUGGAAAACAGCAAGACCGAGAAGCCCAAACCUGUGCGCAGGAAGACAGCCACGGAUACACUUAUUGCCCCGCUGCUGGACGCUGGUGCCCGGGCUGCCCACCACUACAAGGGGAGUGGAGGUGAUACAGGGCCCUCCUCUGCCCCGCCGGCUGCCUCUGAGAAAAAGCAUACCCGGCACUUCUCCUUGGAUGUGCACCCCUAUAUCCUAGGCAGCAAGAAGGCCAAGACUGAGGCAGUACCCCCUGCCCUACCAGCCUCCCGGAGCCAGGAAGGUGGCUUCCUGUCCCAGACAGAGGAAUGUGGGCUGGGCUUGGCUGCAGCACCCACCAAAGAUGCUCCGCUCCCCGAGAAGGAAAUCCCAUACCCCACAGAGUCCGCCCUGCCGGGCCUUCCAUCUGGGGGCCCAUUCCAUGUCUGCUCACCCCCCACGGCCUCUGCUGCUGCUUCCCUGUCACCGAGCAGCCUGGGCAAGCCUGACCCCCUCACCAUCCUGAGCCGAAACGCCACUCACCCCCUGCUCCACAUCAGCACGUUGUACGAGGCCCGGGAAGAGGAGGAAGGAGGUCCCUGUGCACCCUCAGACAUGGGCGACCUCCUCAGCAUACCCCCACCCCAGCAGAUCCUCAUCGCCACCUUCGAGGAGCCGAGAACAGUUAAAGGGACUUCUGAGACCCAAAGGGACCCUGGGAGAAAAGCUGGCUGUGCUCGCUUCCCUGGAGAAGACAAUCCCUGGUCCGAUGGCCUACACCCACAAAUUGGCCCCUACGUGAUGAUGAGCAGACACAGCAGCUAAAGUCCUGUUUCCCAAGUGCCACUGACCAUAGACUAUCCAGACAGUGGCUGCGUGCGUGCGAGCAUGCGUGCGCUGCCCCAGAACUUAUACAGAGCUGAAGUAGACAUGGCUGGCACACUGGAUCCAGGGGGCUGGCUCUUUGGGAGAUCUGAAGCCAAUAAAGCAGCCACUUCUCGCCUCUGUUCUUGGAUAAAGUCUA